This is a messenger RNA of Prunus armeniaca (apricot), 1770 nucleotides long. NCBI's taxonomy places the organism in Eukaryota, Viridiplantae, Streptophyta, Magnoliopsida, Rosales, Rosaceae. The record is from the annotation of a GenBank genome assembly.
AUGCCAGUAAAAGUCAUCUCAGUCCUGAAAGCAUGCCGCGGCAGCUACGUGAAUGUCGUCGGCGGCGGACUGACAAGAUUAAUGGCUUCUCCUCCUCCGGAGCUACAACUGCUAAAAUCACCACCCCCCUCACCCUCAACAACAACAGUCCAGUACAGUAAGAACGAGAACGCCUGCCAGGAUUUGUUUUUCAACGUCCACCAACGCAAAACCCUAGCCGAAGGAGAAGCCAACCGCAUGUAUCUGAAGCAGCUCCUCCCGGCUGCCUGGUCCCACAAUCCCUUAAUCACCCUCAAACUCAUCUGCAACCUCCUAGACAGGCGUCGUCGCGGAGAUGCCGAAGGCUUCUACACGGCUGCGUUUUGGCUCCACCACAACCAUCCCAAGACCCUCGUCGCCAACCUCCUGCCUAUUGCAGGCUGGUUCGGGUAUUUCGGGGGUAUGCGUGACCUUGUGGAGAUUCUCUACAGGAUUCUUGCAGGCCAAGACGUGAGGAGGGCCAGCAGGUACAACAUCAACACAAGCGAGGGUGAUUGGAAUUUCGAAGAGAUGAUGUUCUCCAUGGCUGACAAGGUGGCUGUCCAGAGGUACGAGACUGACCCAGAUUAUCGCUUCUUACACGACCGCGUUUCGGAUCUUUUCGCCCACUGCCUCAACCGCGAUAUUCAACUUUUGAAGAAUACUUUUAAUGUUGAUGAUCAUGAUCAUGAGUCUUCUUCUUCUAAGUGCUUGGAGAUCACUAUGGCGGCUCAGUGGCUCGACGAUCGAGCUACUUUGCUGUGCGAGAGCGUUGCGAGGAGGGUUUUCCAGCAUCCAAACCCACAAAGAGAUGUUAAGGAGGAGGCCGGUUACGCCUACAGACUUCGAGAGCGGCUGAGGAAGGAGGUUGUGGAGCCCUUGAGGAAGGCCUCUGACAGUCUAAUAAUUACACUUAUAGAUCCCAAGUCCAACAGGUGGGGUUAUUAUCGCCCGGAGUGUUCGGAAGAGGCCUGCAUGGCUCAAGUAUAUUUGGAGGACCUGAGAGCUUCAGCGUACAAGAUUGAGAACCCUGCGGCUCUGCUUCCACAUCAGAUCAUACGCUUUGCGAACGAUGAGGAUCUCGGGCAAGCGGCUGAGCUUCAAUGGAACGCAAUGUUGGGGGACAUGAUCAAGGGCAAUGUCAGUAAGAGGAAGAAGAAGAAGAAUUUGAACAACAGCUUGGCUGUUUGUGAUGUCUCCCCCUCAAGAAUGAGUGAUGAGCUCGGGGAUAUAUCCGUGGGCUUGGGACUGUUAGUAUCUGAACUGAGUGAAGAGCCGGCAUGGAAAGGAAAGGUGAUCAACUUCAGCCGAAACCCUAGUCUGCAUGACAUACCACAAGGCGAUGGCCUCAAGGCCAAGUGCGAGUUUGUGAGGAGGAUGGACUGCCGGGACCUGGAGGGGGAGGUUGAUUUUCAAAAGGUGUUUGAUUUGGUUCUGCAAGUUGCUGUGCAUGGGAAUUUGAAGCCGGAACAGAUGAUCAACAAGGUGUUUGUGAUCACCACCGGCGACAACUUGGCAUAUCCAGGGGAGAGUGAUUAUGAGGCAAUACAGAGCAAGUUCAAGGAAAAAGGGUACGGGGAUGUGGUGCCACGCGUAGAGUUUUUGGAUGUGUACUACUUACACUACUACUUCGAUGAGUUGGUCAAGUGGUUCUUGGACACUGAUGGGGAAAUCGAAGAAAGGAGUCCCGAACAGAUCAUGGAAGCAGUCAUCUAUGGCCUACCCUUUCAAUCUCUGGUUGUAGUGGACUGA